UUUUAUAAUAAUAUAUGAGAACAAUCAACUCUUAUCCACUACAGUUCUACACACCCACACCUGGAAAGCUUGAAAGAGCAUAGCAAUGAAGCACACAAGAAACAACUAUGUCAUCCUUCUACAAAUAAUCCUACUAUUAUCCCUUAACUUCUACCUUUCUUCAUCAUCAUCAACCCCAAAAUCCUCCAUAGUCUUCACCACACUUGGUCGUUCAAGGUACAAUUUCGACAUCUACACUUUACCAAUCUUCACCACUAAAUCCUCAGCCUCCAUUUCCAAUCAUCAUCAAGAGCUCAAAGUCACAGAUGGUAUCUCCGUCAACUUCAACGGCCACUUCCCCAUCAAUUCAACCUCCAUUUUCUCUCUCCUCAAUCAACCCAACUCACCACCUUCACCCACCACUAAUAUCCAACUCAUUUACGUCACCGAAAGAAACGGGUCCUUUAAUAUCUACUUCGACUCGGUUCAUGACUCACUGAGUCGACCCGGGUCGAGGUCUGCCCUCGAACUCCGAGUUCCGGGCCGAGUUCAAGUACCUUUGCUGGGGGUUAAUGAGAAUGAGAGGGUGUCGAUGAAGGAUCGUCCGAGUUUGGUGGGCGAACACGUCGUUUACGUGUCGACUCACCAGAACUCGGGCGUGGCUCGGACGAGUUGGGCGGCUGUGUACUCGACCCAUAUUUUAACCGGGUCGACUCGGAGGCUGACCCCUUUUGGGGUGGCGGAUUUUAGCCCGGCAGUUUCACCGUCUGGUGUUUUUACGGCGGUUGCGUCGUAUGGUGAGGAAGGAUGGAGUGGGGAUGUUGAGGAACUUCGUACGGACAUAUAUGUGUUUUUGACUCGGGACGGGUCAGACCGAGUUAAGGUUGUGGAACACGGUGGGUGGCCGAGUUGGGUUGAUGAUAGAACGAUUUACUUUCAUAGGAGGGAUGAUGAUGAUGGGUGGUGGAGUGUUUACAAGGCGGUUCUUCCACGAGAAGGGCGAGUCGACACCGAGUCUGUGGUUGUUGAGCGAGUUACUCCACCGAGUUUACAUGUGUUCACUCCCGCCACUUCACCGGGUAAUCAUGAGUUUAUUGUUGUGGCUACUAGGAGACCCGGGUCUGAUUAUAGACAUAUUGAGAUAUUUGAUCUUAAAAAUAAGGAGUUUAAGGAAGUGACCCGGUUCGUUUCGCCACAUUCUCAUCACUUGAACCCGUUUAUUUCGCCCGAUGGUACUCGAGUUGGGUAUCAUAAGUGUAGGGGUGGGGAAAAUGGGGGUAAUGAAAGGGGUGGAGGUCGUAUACUUCUACUUGAAAAUCUCAAAAUUCCCGAGCAUGAAAUCUCUUUAUUUCGGAUUGAUGGGUCUUUUCCGUCUUUUUCGCCUGCGGGUAAUCGGAUUGCUUAUUUGGCGGACUUGGAUGCGGGGUACCUAUAUGUUGUGGACCAUGAUGGUUCGAAUAAGAAGUUGGUUCACAAGGGAAUGGCCUUUACAACGGCUUGGGAUCAUGUGAGGAAGGGUGUGAUUUAUACGACUAUUGGUCCUAAUUUUGCUUCGGAAAGAACUAAAGUUGAUAUCAUCUCUAUUAACGUGGAUGAUCCUGAGUUAUCUUAUAAGAAAUUAACCCAAGGAGGUGAAAACAAUGCGUUUCCAUCACCUUCUCCGGAUGGUAAAUGGAUCGUGUUCAGAUCAGGUAGAUCGGGUCAUAAAAAUCUAUACAUCAUGGAUGCUGAGGAAGGUGAAAUAGGUGGCAUUCGAAGGCUUACAGAGGGUCCAUGGAGUGACACCAUGUGCAACUGGUCACCCGAUGGAGAAUGGAUUGCGUUUUCGUCUGAUCGAGAGAAUCCGGGUAGUGGGAGCUUUGAGAUAUUCAUGAUGCACCCGAAUGGGACGGGGCUCCACAAGGUGAUCCAAAGUGGAAUUGGCGGGCGGGCAAAUCAUCCAUGGUUUAGUCCAGAUGGAAAGAGCAUUGUGUUUACUUCGGACUAUGGUGGAGUGUCAGCUGAGCCCAUCUCAAACCCACACCAUUACCAGCCUUAUGGGGAAAUCUUCAUUGCAAAAAUAGAUGGAUCGGAUAUUCGGAGAUUGACCCAUAAUUCAUACGAGGAUGGAACUCCUACAUGGGGACCCAUGUUUCUGAGCCCAGUAGAUGUGGCUGAACCAACUAGUGAACCUAAGUGCUUGUUUCAGGACUGCCAUUGGCUCAAUAUAUAAAGAUGCAUCAAUUGGAGCUCAAUGUUAGAAAGUUAAGUUAGUGAUUUGCCUAUGUAAAAAGUUUUGCACUUUGCAUAUAUAGCCCAAUAAGAAGAGCUUGUUUCUAUCUCUUUUGUGUCAGUGAUGUGGAAAUUGCUAAAUAUAAUAUAUUUUGUCUGAAU
This is a messenger RNA of Beta vulgaris subsp. vulgaris (sugar beet), 2352 nucleotides long. RefSeq lists its product as hypothetical. The coding region runs from base 86 to 2191 and encodes 701 amino acids. The record is from RefSeq and is a predicted model, not a curated record. The transcript has a single exon. NCBI's taxonomy places the organism in Eukaryota, Viridiplantae, Streptophyta, Magnoliopsida, Caryophyllales, Amaranthaceae.